AACCUCAGAGUGAACUCCACAAGCUUGCUGAAAAAUAUGGUGGCUGAUAUCUUUAGGAAGUAACCAGGCUCGAGCCUUGGGGUUGAUUUUUGCCCAGUCACAGACUUCCAAAGGUGCACCAUGUAGAUCUGAUCGGGUCUGAGCAUCAGCGUUUGGUCCAUCUCGAACUGAAAUCAUCUGGCGGGCUUUCUUCAAGCGCGCAUUUUAUAUACAAGACUUGGCGGUUCAGUUUGCCGCUAAAUUUCUCCCCACCGACUCCGAUCGAGGGAAGGCCGAGGAACGCCAUGAGCUCCGAUUCUUCGAAGUCCGGCAAGCGCGGCAUUGCCGGCGACUGGCACUCCAGCAAGAAGCAGAAGCAGAAAACCCUAGGAAUGGCGUGGGGUGUCAAUUCUUCCUCGUCUUCUAAGUCGCUUGCCUUCUCCAAGAGAUCUCCCUUUUCCGACUUCAGCAGCUACAUGGAUGAGAAGAAUCGGAAACUCAGAUUGCAAUUCGACGUCAAUGCUUCGAGUACUUCCCGAGGGGAUUCCGCGGCGAAGAAGGGUCUCUUCCACGGAAUAUCCAUAUUCGUGGAUGGAUUCACCAUUCCUUCUAGCCAGGAACUUCGGAAUUAUAUGUCGAAGCAUGGAGGACGCUUUGAGAAUUACUUCUCGAGGCAUCGCGUUACUCACAUCAUCUGUAGUAACUUGCCUGAUUGCAAAAUCAAGAAUCUGAGGUCGUUUAGUAAGGGGCUUCCAGUCGUGAAGCCGACGUGGUUGUUGGACUCAAUUGCAGCUAAUCGUGUUCUGAGUUGGGUUCCAUACCAACUCGAUCAACUUCAGAAUGGAGCUUCAAAGCAGCAUGACAUAUCAUCCUUUUUCUCUUUGAAAAACAAAUCACAAUCUGAGAAGUCGGCAUCAACUGUGAAUUCUCAACGGUCUGAAGUUGAACAACAUUUGGCAAGUUUCAGAAAUGAAGAGAAGUUAUCUCUUGAUGAUUCAUUGUUGCUUCCAGCUGAAGAGGGGACAUGUUUACAUUUGCAAGACAAUCAAUCUACUCUCUCCGAGCAUGCUGACUGCAAGGAUGCAGAAGCGAGUUCCACUGGGACAGAGGGUACAGAUGGUCCUGGUGUAGUUAGCAAAUCACUUACAAUUUCAUUGGCACCAAAAGUUUCUUCACUUGGAGAUCCUAAUUUUGUGGAAAACUAUUUCAAGAGCUCAAGAUUGCACUUCAUAGGAACCUGGAGGAAUCGCUACCGCAAGCGUUUUUGUCAGUCAUCACUCAGAGCUCAUGACAGUUCUAAAUCUAGGGAGCAAACUUCCUCAAAGGACAGAACUGUAAUUCACAUUGACAUGGAUUGCUUUUUUGUAGCUGUAGUCAUCAGAAACCUCCCAGAGUUGUACGAGAAGCCAGUUGCUAUAUCUCACUCAGACAACCCAAAGGGAACUGCUGAAAUUUCUUCUGCAAAUUAUCCUGCAAGAAAUUAUGGCAUACGGGCUGGAAUGUUUGUAAAGGAUGCUAAGGCGCUUUGUCCUCAUCUUAUCAUUAUGCCUUAUCAUUUUGAAGCGUAUGAAGAGGUUGCUGAUCAGUUUUACAGUAUACUUCACAAGCAUUGUAACAAAAUCCAGGCGGUGAGCUGUGAUGAGGCUUUUUUGGAUGUUACGGACUUGGUUGGUCAUGACCCUGAGCAGAUGGCUUCAAUUAUCAGGAAAGAAAUAUUUGAAACUACUGGUUGUACAGCGAGUGUGGGCAUAUCUCUGAACAUGCUUAUGGCUCGUCUUGCUACCAGAAGAGCCAAACCAAAUGGACAAUAUUAUAUACCAGGAGAGAAGGUUGAUGAUUACCUGGCUGACCUUCCAAUCAAGGAGCUUCCAGGUAUUGGACAUGCCUUGGCAGAGAAGCUGAAUGAUCAAAAUAUUCAGAGCUGCGGCCAGCUGCGCAUUCUUCCAAAGGAAACCCUGAGGAGGGAAUUUGGAACAAAGACUGGUGAAAUGCUUUGGCACUCCAGCAGAGGAAUCGAUGAUCGAGAAGUUCAAAUUAUUCAGGAGAUUAAAUCUGUUGGCGCAGAAGUAAACUGGGGUGUGAGGUUCAACGACUCUAAUGAUAGUCGGCAUUUCCUUCUAAAUCUAUGCAAAGAGGUCGCAUUGCGCUUACAAGGGUGUGGAAUGCGAGGCCGAACGAUCACCCUCAAGGUAAAAAAGCGGAAAAAAGGUGCACAGGAGCCUAUAAAGUACAUGGGAUGUGGAGAUUGUGAUAAUCUUAGCCACUCAUUGACAAUUCCUACUGCAACAGAUAAUAUGGAUGUGCUCUCGAGAAUAUGUGGGCAUCUAUUUUCCUCAUUCUGUUUAGAUGUGAGGGAGGUGAGGGGUGUCGGCUUGCAGGUUUCAAAGCUAGAAGCUGCAGAUAUUUCUGUAACAGGUCAUGAAAAGAAUAAACUGGAAUCGUGGCUAAUUUCUCCUGUUCACGUUGCAAAGCAACCAUGUGAGUUGUCCAGUCCAGCAACUGAAAAGGCCAUAGCAGGUUUGAGUGAUCAAGACAAGAGCAAUGCUGCUGGACGCAGACAGUUGGGUGCGGAUGCUGUUGGAUCUUCAUGUCAGAUGGAUGAAGCUGAUGUUAUGAGAACCACACCUGGCUUCAGUUUACCACCAUUUUGUCAACUUGAUCUCUCUGUUCUGGAGAAUCUUCCACAUGAGAUUGUUGCAGAGAUCAAUCAACUGUACAAUGGGAAGCUUGAUUUUAUUAUUAAAAAGAAUAAAUUUGUGGACAUUAAAGAAAAUUCUUUGAUACCACUUGAACCUGUAGAUGAAGUGUCUGAUGAUGAUCGGCAUCAUAAGAUACUAGGUCAGACUUCAGAUAAAGCAGCUUGUACAGGAACUGAGGCAAAUUCAGAGGUCUCGUUCAAGGGAAAGGAGCCCUUUUCAUCUCCUAUUCAGGCAGUACAGACUUCAAAGAAGAGCAUCACAUCCUUGUCAUCUUCAACAUCGUCUGAUAAAAACAUUGUUUCCGAAGAUAAAAAACUGGUUGAUGUGAUGCCAAGCUCCUUGAGUCAAGUCGACUUCUCAGUUCUACAGGAGUUACCUCCCGAACUACGCCAUGAUAUUCUUGACUUCCUUGCUCCACAAAGAAUUGUACAGGUUUCUGUUGAUGCUGAUGUCACCCCUGGAGAACAGCGUUAUCCAGUUGGCCCUGAAACCACAAGGCCUGGAUAUCCUGUCGUGGAAAAAGAUGGCGAUCAUCUAAAUCUUUGGAAGGGGAAACCGCCAGAGUGGGUUGAGAAGUUUAAAGAGAGUAAUUGCUUGAUUUUAAAUAUUCUGUCAGAACAAUAUUGCAGGCCUAAUUCAGAUGGCCUUUUGUCAUCCACUUUACAUGGCUUCAUUUUGUCCAUGUCAAAUUUGGACAUCUGUUGCAGUCAAUGGAUUGAAGCUCUUCCCAGCUUUUGUGAGCUUCUUAAGCAGUAUAUCGUGCUAAAAAUUCAUUCAGAUAUUGAGGAGAUCUAUGUCUGCUUUUGUAUUUUAAGAAGGUCUGUGAAGAAGUCGGAAUUUCUUCAUCAGGUUUAUGACAUGGUUGUCCCUUUUCUCCAGGUUUCGUUCAGUGAAACAUACGGGGGAAAUAUGUUACUUUGAUAUGUAGAAAGGUCAACUCUGAAGAGCACUAGAGUCUUUAUCGCGUGCAGAUCAAGACUAUAGAAUUGAAAAUCUGUCAAAGGCAAGUAAUGGAUUAAGGACGUAUAUCUCAUGUGUUUCAGACGUUAUGGUGGUCACACUAUAAAAGCGAACAGUCAAAGUGACAAAGUCAAUGAUGGUGGCUGUUCGAGCUUAUGAAGUAUAGCGUCCAUGAAACUGUUAAAAGCUUACCAGCUUAGCCUGAUCAUAAAAGGCUCAUGUAUGGGAGACUAGGCUUGGGCAUCACUAUAGAUUCAGCAUAGCAGCUCACAUCAUGACUGGUUUCCUGAUGUGCAUUAUUGUUGGGUGUUUUGCAUGAUCAAGAAUUUGCUGUUGAGAUGAAGCGGUGCCUCUGUGUGCUAGAAGGAGCUCAAUUGUUAUGGCUGGGAAAGGGUAACUGGUCUCUGGUGUUGGCCUUCUGUAUCCAUGCAGGGAAUGCUGCCCUACCGAUGCAUUUUUACAUCCCACAGCCAUUUGAUUAACACAGAGGAUUUUGCAUGGGAGAGUUUGGGUCUGUCAAGACACUCUCCAGAAUAUAGGUCUGAGUAUUUGGUAUACCACAUGCUAGACUGGCUGACUCUGCAUGCGAUCGCAGACAUCCAUCUUAUUUUGGGAGGGCUUGAAUAUUGUGAAGAGAUGAAAGCAGGCAGAAACUUCCUGCGAGCCAUUUAUCAAACAUUGCUCUGGAGGAUGUCGAGUAUAAGGGCCAUGGCUGGUGCUUGUCAUAGGCUCAUAGCUCGGUUCUUACUCGAGGCUUUUAUUUUUCCGUUAGAAAAAUAGCUACGGAAGUACUGGCGAAACCGCCGCACGAAGACUUCAACCUUGCUGGUAAGCUCUCCGUUUUGCAGAGAUAUUUGUUUGGUGCGCUUUCUCCUGUCUCGGUUUUUGAAAGUGAAACAGAUUACUGGUGACAAAGAUCAUACUUGUUUUGCCUUGGAAUUUUUUAGAGUCUUGUCGCUUACAAUUGAGGGCAGAGAAAGAACUGUAGGCUGCAUAAGUGGCAUAAAAUGUACUGUUCUUACUCUUUGAAAGGAUUGAUUGUUGUUGACGUAUGGCUGUGACCAGCUAUCACAACGAGUGACAGGUGGUACGUAAUCACCCUCUUCUCCCGUCCGAGAUUUCAUUUAUGUAU
Molecule: messenger RNA, 4770 nt
Organism: Nymphaea colorata (pocket water lily)
Lineage: Eukaryota; Viridiplantae; Streptophyta; Magnoliopsida; Nymphaeales; Nymphaeaceae
Product: DNA repair protein REV1
Exons: 25
Coding region: 285-3599 (1104 amino acids)
Biological process (GO): error-free translesion synthesis; error-prone translesion synthesis
Cellular component (GO): nucleus
Molecular function (GO): DNA-directed DNA polymerase activity; damaged DNA binding; deoxycytidyl transferase activity
Source: RefSeq, a predicted model, not a curated record